AUGGCCAGAGAUUUAAUGCAGAGUGAGAAGGCACUAAUUGACCCAACUGUCCCAAUGCAUGUUAACAUCGGUGGAGGCAGAAUAGAGGUGACCAAAGAGAUCCUGGACAAAGCGUCGGUCCUUACACCCAAGGUUCUGCAGGCAGCUAAGAUAUUACUCCAGCAGCAACAGAAGAAGAGUGGUUUGAACUCUGCAAAGAGCCACACUAAACCACGGCCCCUACAGGUCUCAAUGACUAUGAUGAGUCCUCAGCAGAUGCAGCAGCUUCUGUCCCCGGGUCAGCUCCAGGCUCUGCUCCAGCAACAGCAGGACGCUAUCCCGCUCCAGCAGCUCUCUAGGCAGCGGCUAGUGUUCCAGCAGAUCCUCCAGCAGGAGCUGUUCAAAGUGCAAAGACCAGACCUGGCCUCCCACACCUUGUUUCCAGCUGGCUUGAGUACUAUUGAGCUCCAGCAGAUAUGGAAGGAGCUAACCAACAGCACAAUGGAAGAUAAAAGCACAAAGGAUAGCUGUCCAGACCGUAUCAUCACUCUGUCCCCAACUGAACCCGUAACCACAGCCAAAGCAUCAAUGUCAAACACCCACAACUUCCCUACCAACGGCCGAUCUCUUAGUUCCAGCCCAAGAGAAGGCUUGCUGGAUGUAGAUCAAACAAUCACACACUCACUCUAUGGAUAUGGUGUGUGUAUUUGGCCGGGCUGUGAGACUGUUUGUGAAAACGUCAGCCAGUUUAUCAAGCACCUAAGUAUUGAGCACAUGCUGGAUGAAAGGAGCACAGCCCAGUGCAGAGUCCAGAUGCAGGUGGUGCAGCAGUUAGACCUCCAGCUCUCUAAAGAACAGGAGCGUCUCCAAGCUAUGAUGGCCCACUUACAACUGCCAACUUUGCAACCACAGUCCCCUUCCAAACCUCUGAGUUCUGGGUCCGGUGUCACCAUGUCCAAGAGCCUGCCACCACUGUCCCCUCAGAUGCCCCCAUUGGCCCCUGUCACCUCCCCAUCCUCACCCCGGGGGCCUGCAGGACUUUGCCCCACAAGUGUGGGGGCAAUGCGAAGACACCACUCAGACAAGCACCCCUCUCUCUGCUCUCUGUCUUCAGAAUUGAACCCAAAUCAUGAGAUGUACAGCAAUGCAGAUAUCAGGCCACCUUUUACCUAUGCUACUCUGAUAAGACAGGCUAUAAUGGAUGCAUCGGACAUGCAGUUAACACUUAAUGAGAUAUACAGCUGGUUUACACAGACCUUUGCCUACUUCAGACGCAAUGUUGCAACGUGGAAGAAUGCAGUCCGCCACAACCUGAGCCUGCACAAGUGUUUUGUGCGUGUGGAGAACGUGAAGGGGGCCGUGUGGACAGUGGACGAGAUGGAGUACCAGAGAAGGAGGUCUCAGAAGAUCACAAGAAGCCCAACGCUAGGGAAGAACCUUCUCUCCAGCCUUGCUUAUUGGACUGCUCUUAAUACCAGUUUACAAGCUCCACUGACUGAGAAUGCUCUGGCUGUAUUAAAGAACAGGAGCCCUGCAGGCCUGAUAGGCAGCAGUUAUUUGGGUCUGAUACACCGGACCAAGUCACUAAAACAUCCGGACCUCCAGGACACCAAUGGACAACGCAGCCCACACUCCACUUCACUGGCCCAGCUGUGA
This is a messenger RNA of Oncorhynchus nerka (sockeye salmon), 1635 nucleotides long. Its product is annotated as forkhead box protein P2-like. The record is from RefSeq and is a predicted model, not a curated record. The transcript has 15 exons. Gene Ontology annotation, biological process: regulation of transcription by RNA polymerase II. NCBI's taxonomy places the organism in Eukaryota, Metazoa, Chordata, Actinopteri, Salmoniformes, Salmonidae. Gene Ontology annotation, cellular component: nucleus. Bases 1 to 1635 code for a protein of 544 amino acids. Gene Ontology annotation, molecular function: RNA polymerase II cis-regulatory region sequence-specific DNA binding; DNA-binding transcription repressor activity, RNA polymerase II-specific.